This is a messenger RNA of Toxorhynchites rutilus septentrionalis, 1266 nucleotides long. RefSeq lists its product as uncharacterized. The transcript is spliced from 2 exons. The coding region runs from base 250 to 1119 and encodes 289 amino acids. The record is from RefSeq and is a predicted model, not a curated record. NCBI's taxonomy places the organism in Eukaryota, Metazoa, Arthropoda, Insecta, Diptera, Culicidae.
UAUCGUCACCGCGCGAAUAAUUGUGAACAGUUGAACGUGCGCGCGGAUUCUAGUAAAGUAAAAUCGAAACAGCAAAAAAUAGUUUAGACAAUUACGUAUAAGUUUUAUCUGUUGGACCUACCACUGGCUGUGAUAACGACGGUGAACUUGGUCUGGUUUACAGGUCAUCUGCUUAGUGUGACUCCCAACCCUUCUGGGAAGGGUAGGAAAGAGUUGUGAAAAUUCGGUGGGGAAGUGUGUUGAUCGAGAAUGUUUUUUUCCUGGACGGUUCAUCGGGACAAGUCUCUACGUGAGGUCAAAAUCGGUCAGAGUGAAAUAGUUGCUAUCGAAAACAGAGCAAACCUUUCUCGGCACAUGAUGUGGGGAGUUUAUUUGCUUCUGUUGCUCAAAUUCACAGUGGGACUGCUGCCGGUUAGUGACGGAUUCGAUAGCAGAGACGUGAGCUCCUCAUUAGAGGAGACUAUAAUAAAGUAUGACAAUAAUCUAAACGGAACACAUUACAAAACGAUGAGCGACAGGCAGAUUGUGGACGUUCAUCGAAGGAACUUCGAUCCGGAUGAUUUGAAGGCAACUUACACUAGCAACAGUCAUCCCCGGUUUGAUCAGCAUCCAUUUCACUGUUCGGCGUGCCAGUUUAGGAGUAUUUUCGCGAAGGCUUCGCUGAAAUCCAUCAAAGCACAUGUGCUGCUGAAGUUAGGAUUCGAGUACCCACCGAAUCAAACCAACUAUCCCAAAGUGCCUGACAACAUCUUACGAAGCUUCAACGAUAAGAUUGAUUACAAUCAGAAUCCGAGAAUGAGUGAAGCAGGAGAUAGCCAGUAUAUGGGGGAUGAUCCAAGAGUGGUCGACGAACAGGAUGGGAUCGACAAUGAUUCUGAUUAUUACCAAAUAACAAAUAAAAUUUUCAUUCUUCCCAAUCGAAUCAAACCCUUGCGUCAUCGAUUCGUUUUUUAUUCUAGUAAACAUAUUUCUCACCACACACCACACACCCAUAACCAUAUUUUGAUUUUCAGCUUUGGACGACUGGAUUUGAAGAAAAUGUUCAUACAUUUUACAUUGAACUUGUUGAUUUUUUUUUCAGAAGUACUUACAACGGAUAACUUCCCAUUGUGUAUUUAGCUAGAUAAUUUAUCCGAAGGAUCGUUGGUUCAGGAUUGAUAGCAUGAAUACAUAGUUUAACAUGGUGAAAUGAAUAUAAAGUUUAGUGUUAUUAUUGUAUUAAGAAAAAAGAAUGGAACAAAUAAUAAACGCCGAUUUUUUUUGUUA